AUGCGGCCUAGUGGUGCUAGCCAUGCGGAUAUUGUUAUGCAUGCUUUGGAAGAGUAUAAACAAAAACAUGGUCGAAAAAAAUUUGGCUACGAGCACGUAUGGGCCAUUGUGAAAGACCUUCCAAGUUGGCAACCCCAAUUUGUAGCUCGUCAAAUCUCCUUAAAUACACCUUCCACCAAUCAAACAUCAAGUGGAAGUACAACAAGUACUGCAAGUGGUAGCGAAGAAGUUUUUCCUAGACUAAUGGGGAAAAGAGCAUCGAAAAGAAAAGCCAAAGAACGCUACUCCAACAAUGACGAUGAUGAUGAUAUCCAUGUAUCAUUAGAAAAACAAAGAGAAUUGUUGGAAAGAUAUCAAAAAUUGAAAAUGGAAAGCGAUGAAAGGAAAAUGAAGUGGAAAGAAUGUAAAGUCUUAACGAGAAACACAACGGGUAUGACGAAGGAACAACUUGCAUUGCAUGAAGAGUAUUGUAACGAUAUUAAACAACGUCGGCAAAAUACACAAGGGCCCUAA
Messenger RNA from Ipomoea triloba (trilobed morning glory), 513 nucleotides. RefSeq lists its product as uncharacterized. NCBI's taxonomy places the organism in Eukaryota, Viridiplantae, Streptophyta, Magnoliopsida, Solanales, Convolvulaceae. The coding region runs from base 1 to 513 and encodes 170 amino acids. The transcript has a single exon. The record is from RefSeq and is a predicted model, not a curated record.